AUCGUUGAAACCCGAACAAUUGAAUUCAUAAUUAACCCAGUAAAUGCAUUUUGAGUAGCACUCGGUUCGUCUGCGGCCAUUAGGGCAUGGUCACCAGUGCCCCUUGUCAAUUGUCAAAAUAUCACAAAUUUUACAUAAAUUAAAUACUUGUCUAUCAGCUGGCAUACCGAUAUGAUUUUCCUUCCCUAUAGAAUUAGUUUUUGUAUCAUGCAAUGUCAUAUUAAUGAAUGGAAUUUAUUUUAUUAAACGCAAUGUGUAUUACUUUUAUAACAACGUUCGUCCACAGUUUUUACCCUGUACAUGAGUAUCAAUUGAUUUGAUUACAUUUUUGCAAUCAUCAAUGCGAGUGUUAUGUGUGUAUAUCGAAUUAUCCUAAACUUAUAAGCUCAGUGAAGUUAUAUUCUUAAGUGUAUUUUAAAAUGUGAGAUCAAGACUCGCAGAAUGGUGGUGGAUAGUUUAUCAGUUCAGGGCUCAGCAGGCGUAGCGAGAAAGCAGGAGCGGAGAUUAGGGGUAGGUGCAACUGUGGGGGCAAAAAUGCAGCCCAAUGCUGGGAGUGGAGGUGCUGGCGGAAGCAUGACACCCAAGGAAUUGUCCGACAAUGACGACCUUGCUACUUCUUUAGUGCUCGAUCCUUACUUAGGUUUCACAACGCACAAGAUGAAUAUCAGAUACCGACCUCUCAAGGCAAAUAAAGAUGAAUUGCGCAAGAUUAUCACAGAAUUCAUUCAAACCCAAAAUUAUGAAAAAUCAUACAAGAAACUAAUGGGAGGUGAUUGGGGCGCAAGAUUACCUCAUACAAAGUCUAAACAACAGCAAAUCAAUUUAGAGAGACAUAUUUACCGGUAUCUAAGAGUAUUUGACAAGAAUUCAGGGUUUGCGAUUGAGCCCUGCUAUAGGUAUUCGCUCGAGGGGCAGAAGGGUGCAAAAAUAUGUGCUACUCGUCGAUGGUUAAAACAUGAAAAGAUUUCAUGUCUUGUGGGUUGUAUAGCAGAGCUCAGUGAAAAGGAAGAAGCAGCUUUAUUACACCCUGGCAAAAAUGAUUUCUCAGUGAUGUUUAGCUGCAGAAAGAACUGUGCUCAGCUUUGGCUGGGUCCUGCUGCGUAUAUCAAUCACGAUUGUCGGGCGAACUGCAAGUUUGUUGCUACUGAACGAGACACUGCCUGUGUAAAAGUUUUACGCAAUAUAGAAGUAGGUGAAGAAAUUACUUGUUUUUAUGGCGAAGAUUUUUUUGGGGACGGCAAUUGUUAUUGCGAGUGUGAGACAUGCGAAAGACGAGGGACAGGCGCAUUUGCCAGUCAAAAGCCAGGAGAAGAACUUUCUUCUGGUAAUUCAUGCAAAAGGUACCGUUUACGCGAAACCGACAACCGUAUCAAUCGUACAAAACAUCGACAACAGCCACCGUCUGUGAAUAAACAACAGCCCACAGAAAAUCCAUUAGUGGAAAAAAAUACUAUAGUAGAGGGAAAUGCUGCAGUAGCACCACUGUCUCUUAGUAUGAAAGAAUUGCGGCGGAAAGGAUUGACAAAAUAUGAUGCGGAAUUAUUGAUCGCUCAGGGAUGUCAAUUCUCAGAUAUUGCACAGCAACCCGUCAACCUCAAUAACAAUGGCGAGAAUCCACCAGUCCGACAACAUUCUACCUCCAAUCUCACAGGCCCACGAAAUCUCAGAAAUAAACAACAAUCGGCGGCGAGAACAGAAAACAACAACAACAAUAAAAAUGGUCCAAGCCUCAGAGCUUCCAGGCUUCAAAAAAGGACCGAGACAAAGAGAACGAGAGCCAGUGAGGACGACAGGUCUUCACGAUCAAGUAGUGCGACAACCAACAAUCCAGAAGAAAAUGAAAACAGUAAUUGCAAGAAUGAAUCUGACCAAGCUUUAAUUGGCAAUGUCGACGUACUAUUGAGGUUGCAGAAAGACCAUUCCGAAGAAGUUCUGAGGGGGGAUAUUUUUAACGAAAAUUCCAACAGUAAUCAGAGGCUUCAUCCUCAGAAAAAUCAUGUAACAGAAGACGCGAAAACAUCCAACAUCUUGAAUAAGAAUUUGCAAUGCAGGUUGCUGAGAUUACAUGCAUUCGAAAAUUCUCGAGAAUCUGUUGAGUGUUCUGGUCUUUCAUCAAUGGAUAAAGACAAUCAAGAUAAAUCUCGAGAAGCAGAGCCUUAUAGCAUCAGUCGUAAAAAAGUCUUUUUUGAAGGACAUCAAAAAUGUGCGAAUAUUUUGAGCAAUUGCCUGUCAAAUCUCAACUCUUUAGAGACAAAUCAACCAAAACAUGAAACGACUGACGGUAGUCACGGAAGUUUUGAUGAUUCAAAUGUUACUAAUGCUGAGAAUCGACUGACAAGUGAUCUCCAUGCUCCCGACCAUCAAAGACACGAAUUUUCAGAAAAUUCUAGUGCUUCGCUUGAAACAAAAGAUGAACUUGAGCAAAAAGAACGGGAAAAGUUUGAGUUGCAAGAUGGAAACAAGGACAGGCUUCAUAAGUUCAAUGGGAUACAAUCUGAAGAUGUCAGAGAAGCUCUCAUAGCGGAAAACAUUGGAUCAGAAAAUACUAAGAAUGGUUACAAAGUACUUGACGAUGACCAAUCUCAUAUAAUGGAUUGUCAGAUGACUCUGAAAAAUCAGCAAAACGGAAAUUCCAGGGAAACGAGCCGGUCGAGUUCGGUAUCUCGUGAAAUAAGUGAAUCGAAUAGUGAAGCUGAUCAAGUAAUGCAGAACAAGUGUCAUUCAUAUGAAGAAAAGUUCAGCACAAUUAAUGUCACAAACGAUAAUUCUUUGGAAACGUGCAAGGAGUCUAAAGAUGCACGUAAUGUGGCGUUAAGUAAUUCUAAAAAUCAUGGGACAAAUAACGUUGACCUGAAUAGUGAAAAUCUGAGGGAUGAUUCUAAUGUAAAACAAAAUGGAAUAAUUUUGGAGAAGAUGUGUCAAGCACCAAACUUGAGACGGCAUAAUGAUAGCAUUUGUGAAACAAGAAAGCAGGAACAUCACGAGUCUCUUGACAUUUUUACAGGAAAAGUUAGCUCUGACGAUUACAUGGAUGAAAAGGACGUACAGAUCAGGAACGAUAAUUUGGAUCAAAAUCUUGUAAGAAGGGAAGAAGUUGCCAACAAUUCUCAUGGCAUGAAUCUCAGGAAAUCUGAAGAUCGCCGCAAUAUAACAAUAAAAAGAUUGGCUCAGAAACGCUCUAAAAGUUCAGAGAUUACUUUGAGAUCCCGCAGAAGUCACAAGCGGCUUACCGAACCAUCCGUGGAAUCUAGUGUUGAAGGUGAUUCUCCUGAUAGUGGGCAACAGAUGGUUUCAGUGCCAAGAAAUAAAAGUAAGGGAGUCAAGACCAAUGUAAGACUAACUAGAAGUCAACGCAGAGGUUAUCAGCGAACUGUAGCAGCAGCAGUACCUGUUGUUGGGGUAGCUGACGAUGAUUCAGGAAUUCAGGGUGAUAUAUAUGAGUUCAAUGAAAAAGAAAGUAAUUUGGAAAACAUUGAAGUUUCUACUAUACGGCGAAGCAGACAUAAUGAUAGACAAUCAGUCAGUCCGGAAUCUCGGUUGCAAUUACCACAAAUCAGUGAAGAAUUCAGCCAACUACAACCCCCUGCAAUAGUACCCGAGGAGUCUUGGCCGCACAGCAAAAACGGUCCACCUAAUCCAAUAAACUGGCAAGGAAAAACUCAUUCACAGGCAAACACCAGGGCUGCUGGUGGAAGUCACAACAGACUGGCCACAGAAGAAAAUAAGAGCACAAGAAAAUCAACAACAUUACCAGACUGUCAAUGGUCUACAACUACUUCAAACUGCCAAGUUUGUCCUGCAACUCCAGAACGGACAGGAGGAAGGCUCAAGCUCACUCUAAGGAUGAAACGUUCUCCCGUUUUGGACGAUGUUAUCGAGUCGGGUACCAGUCUCAGUGAAGAUAGCUAUGAACCCGAGUAUGAAGUUUUGAGGGUGGAGGGUGUUGAGGAGGGUAGGCGUCGAAAAAAACACAAAACGAGGGACAGAGAAAGGCGGCAUAAAAAAAGAGAGCUUAGUUUGAACCCUCCACCACCUCCUAUGAAACGAUUACGUUUAAUCUUUGGCAAUGAAAGCCACACCAUAGAUCUACCACAUUCUUAACGGAUAGGCCUUGGCAUAUAAAAUUAGUUUAUUAUUAUUAAUUAUUGAAUAUUAGUUUCAUUAUCAUCAUUAUCAUUUUUUUUAGCUGUAAAAAACAUUUUUAAAUUAAAGCCUGUGCCCAAACCAAGACGAUUUAGGAUCUGUACGACGUUUUUCACCCCCUUGUUUUCCCAAAUUGACUUUGGAUUUAUACGGGUUAAAAUCUCGUGGAGCUUUUCUUUCAUGUUUUACUUCAAAACUUCUAACUAUAUUCGGUAAAAAAGAUAUCCAGUUCGCAGUUAGCAACUGAUACACAAAUUCGAUCUUCAAGAGUAUUAGGUCAAUUAUAAUUGUCCUCAAAAUAAUGAAGCUUACCCUAUUGCUAUUAAAAAGUCAUACUCCUACGACUGCCAUUAUCAUUAAGUUUAUUUAUGAAGAUGUAUUAAAUGCGUCCACUGUUGGUGAGUUGAUCGCGUAUUAGGUAGGAAUCGAAGUAUAAGGCAGUUCAGAUCCUAUGGGUUUUGAGCACAGAUCUUUAUAUUUGAGAAAUGUCAGUGUUCAAUCGUUCGUAUCAUUCAUUAUAGAUUGAAAGGGAUUUCAAAGGUGAUUCUUGCAUGAGUAUAUGUCUUACAGGCAAUCAAUAUUUCGUGUAUCCUGAUACGAGAAGUUGAUAUUUGUUGAUACUAUCAAUCGAAGUUUCGUCGGCAUCUAAUCCUAUAUUACUUGCUUACUAAUAUACAUGGUAACCGAUUUCAAUUGUCCGAUGAGUACACUCUAUACACAUAUAUUAUUGGUAUGUUGUAAAGGUGUAUAAAGAGACGCUGUCUGAUCGUAAAUUUUUCCUUACGUAUGAGAUAAUUGGCUCAGCUUAGAUGAUAUGUAUUGUAGAAAGUCUAAGCUGGUAUAUAGUUGUUUAUAUUUUCUGAUCAUAUUUUCAUGCCUGUGGUACGUACAUUUUAACUGAAAAGAUACUAAAUUUAAUACGAUAGCUGAGAAAAACUUUGAUGUAUAUUUUUUAGUCUAAAUCCCCCUUUUCCUGUUAAUGAUUAAUUAAACUAGCCUUUGAAAUGAAGUAGGUAAUUCUAUUUGUUUGAUGGUGACCAUAGAUAUGAAUGCAAUAAAUAACAGGUGAUUGUUUAAGAACUAUCAUAACAAUUUUUAGUUAUCGUAUUAAAUUCAAACUGUCCAGGUAUAUCAUCUUUGGAGACUCCUUGUGAUUAAUAUAACUCAAUUAUUGAGUCGGUGUUCAUAACUUAUUCAAACUGUUGGUGGGAUUAUGUUCGAAAAGCCAAUGAAUUUUCUACGCGACUUCAAACUGCUGAUGAACAUUGUCACUGUAUCAAAAAUUUGAUUUAUCCACACAUUGAUAUGGGUAGAAUGAAAUUGAUUCGAAUUUUAAUCCCAGUUUAAUGUAGGCUAUUUGUCAUUUUUCCAUAUUCACUUGUUAAAUCUCUUCGUGUACGUCUAUCAAGUGACUAGGAAGAGAAUCCAUACACUUACUAUGUAUAAUAAAUAGUAAUUAUACUAUAAAUUAAUAAAUGAAUAGAUGAAUAUUAGUUAGCGGUUAUUACCUAAUUAUUAUUAACAAUAACAUGUGACAUAUUAUCAGAAAAGAAUUGUAAAUAGAUUUGAUGAAAUAAUUAACAGUAUUCUGUAUUCUAUUGUCAUACAGCGCCUCAACACAUGCAUCCCAUUAUUAGUUCAGACAAAUUUUAAUCUGCAGCUGGCUUGAACAAUGAAAUUAGCAAUUAUAUAGAGUAUCCAUCAAAGGUAUUGCUUUGUCAUAUACAUAUAAAUUAUUGAGCAACAGAAAUAUGUUAUUUGGAAAUAAAUGUUUACGCAAAAUAAACUAAUGUUCGCUUGAUCCCAUUUAAAAUUUUAUCGCUCACAAACAAAUUCUUGGCUCUCAGGUAUUAUCAGGGGAUUACAGAAAAUUAACGAUAACUUGUCUAAAAUACACUCAGGAGCUAUUCUGCCUAAUUAUUUAUUUUCAUUCAAUUCAACAACUUAAAAAUAAACGGAUAACGACAAUUAUAAACUCUCUUCUAUAUUUUGCAUCAAUCCAAAAUGGAUUAUGAAAUAUCUAUCCAGAGCUAUUAUGAUGGAUUCUCUCAAGCAUUUACAUAUUCAAUAUUCCUACCUACGGCAGGUGUACUACAAAAAUUGCAAAUUUGACUCAUUACUUUCAAUCGUAUAUGUAUAAUGCGAAUGACGUAAAUUUAUGGAUGCACCAUUACAUGAUUCUGAUUCAAAUUUCAAUACAUGUAUGUACGUUCAUCGCACAACAAAAAUCACAAGCUCAUCAUGUCGUAAAUAAUAGACUAUCUGUUUCGAUUAUUGUUAAUAGAAACUUUUUUUGAUAGUAUAAAUGUGGUAGCCAGAAAAUCAGAAUGGUGUGAAGCCAUGUAAAAAUUCUGAAUGAUUUGAAAUAUCAUAGUAACCAAUUUAUAAAUGUAUACGAGCUGAUACAUUGUGAAAAAAAUUGUAUGAGCAUGCAAAAGCCUGAUAAUGCAUAAAACUUUGAAAUUUGUUGGAUAGUCAUUGUAUAGCUUUCAUUGCUUGAAGCUUAGUGUUGUGAGUUUUAUAUGUAGAGUUGGGAGAACCACCAAGAAAGCUCAUUUUAUCUUGCUAUUAAAUUUGAAUCAGCAUCCAUUGCUGCUACGAAAUCGUAAAUUCACUUGAAAAAGCAACAUAAGUACAUAGUAAGAAAUAAUUCACUCUAUUAUUCUACGACUAUACUCUUGUCAGUGAGACUCCAUUGUUUAUUAUUUUAUAUCAAAUGCUAAAAAUGGUAUAUAAUAUUUGUAGUGUGCGAUUAACGCAUUCAGACACUACAGUGGUGAUAGAAAUUUGUAAUCUAUCAGGUGCAUAAUGUUACUUUAUGCCAAUUAUUGGUUUGUUUAAUAUAUCACGUACAAUGGAAGCCUACCAUGUGUCAAUUUUAUACAACUUGAGUGUAUAUUUACAUUUGCUAUGUCUUAUUUUCUCCCAAAUCAUAUUCAAUACUUCACUAUCCCAUGAAUUGAUUAGUAGUAUAAAGAUGAUGUGUAAUUGAAUAUAUCUUUAUUGCUAAGGUAAUGGAAUACAAACUUGAACAUUCAGUUGAGGGAUAACUGUGUAAAUGAUGCAUACGUGAAGCUACAUUUGCAUAACUAGACUUGGUGUAUAACUUGGCAUAUGGUAGUCCUCUAUUGCAGUUGUGUGUAUAACAAUUGAAUAUAUUUGACUAUAAUAAGUAAUGAAUGCUGUAAAUUAAAUUAGACCUAAAAAUAUAAUAAUAAUUAAAUGUAGGGUUUCCUGGGAGUGUACUGUUAUGUCGACUCUCAAAGAAUUUGUGAUAUGUACCCUUCUUCACUUUGGUUUAUAAAUGACGAUAAUAUUGAAACAUUUUGCCAAGGUCUCAUUUUUCAUAAUAAUUUUUUCUCAGAGCGUGUCCAAAAAUAUAUAUUAACACUUGGGAUAGUUAUGAAUACAUUCAGAAUAAUCAUUAUUUUGAUACAUGAAUUCAAAUCUUUAUCUUGCAAUCAUGGUCGUUCAUCAUCCCUGCGAGUUUUAGCCUUGGCUCUGAUGCCAUUAACCGAAAUUCUAACCAAUAAUUUAUUAAUGUUGUUACCUACUUUAUUUUUUUACACUUCAUUCAAUUGUCAUUUUAAUUAUCAUUCGAAUGGAAAUAAAUUGGAUUUAGAACGUAUCAGCAACCUCUAAUAGAAAUUGACUCUUAGAUUACUGUCCAUCUUGAUUUCUAAUUUUUUGGUCUGUAUUUAAGAAAAAAAAUGAUUCUUCGAAAUGUUUGCUUAGACAUUACGGAUAAUUACAAAUAAAGGACAUGAAUGUA
Messenger RNA from Athalia rosae (coleseed sawfly), 7915 nucleotides. RefSeq lists its product as uncharacterized. Gene Ontology annotation, cellular component: nucleus. The coding region runs from base 442 to 4101 and encodes 1219 amino acids. The record is from RefSeq and is a predicted model, not a curated record. The transcript is spliced from 9 exons. NCBI's taxonomy places the organism in Eukaryota, Metazoa, Arthropoda, Insecta, Hymenoptera, Athaliidae. Gene Ontology annotation, molecular function: protein binding; histone H4K20 methyltransferase activity.